Molecule: messenger RNA, 285 nt
Organism: Tetrahymena thermophila SB210
Lineage: Eukaryota; Ciliophora; Oligohymenophorea; Hymenostomatida; Tetrahymenidae
Exons: 1
Source: RefSeq, a predicted model, not a curated record
AGCUUACUUUAUCAACUACGAGGUGUAUUUUAGGACAAUCAGUUAUUAAAUGGUCAUUGUAUUAACAGCAGUAGCAAUCACUGUGAACUUACUAGUAGAGAUAACCUGUAAAAAGGUUAUCACAUAUAGUGCAGAAUAUUUCAUAAUCUUAUUAAUACUCUGUAUUUAAAAGUUAAAUGUUAGAUGAAAAAAAAAUUAGGAGUUUUUUUGUUUACAUUUUAUUAAUUUUAUAAACGGUCCUCUUUCUAUGUAAAGCAGGCUUGUAAAACCAGCGCUUUUAAUUGA